Messenger RNA from Owenia fusiformis, 2440 nucleotides. Lineage: Eukaryota; Metazoa; Annelida; Polychaeta; Sabellida; Oweniidae. The record is from the annotation of a GenBank genome assembly.
AUUCUGUGUUCCCGGUUUAUUGAUCUUCAAAAAUUAAAGUCAAAAUAAUCAUAAAAAUGAUCAUAUUUGAAUAGAAAGGACAUAGCUUAUGAGCAAGUAGUUCCAUAGAUUAGUAAAUAUCAAUCAUGUCGUACCAGGAGCUUGAACAGGACCCAUUCGAUCCAGAUGAAUUUGUUGAAAGGUUAGCAUGGAGAACAACUGGCGGUAUCUCCAAAGCUACGGCUGAUGAUUUUGAUCCAAUGGCGCUCCAUGAAGCUUUUGAAAACAUGAUCAAAGACCUAAAAGAUCUAAGUGUACAAACUCAGGAACGAACCACAAGGUUGGAGGAGCAAUGUAAGAAAGAGGAAGAGGCCCACUGGCAGCGUGUGGGAGCGCUACAGAAAAACAAUCAGCUUGCAUUCCAAAAGUUCCAAGAAUUAGAUGAGCGCAUCAACUAUGUUGCAACCAAAGUCGUCCACCUUGGCGACCAGCUAGAGAAUGUGAACACGCCCCGAGCUAGGGCUGCAGAGGCGCAGAAGUUGAUGCAAUAUUUCUCAGAGUUCCUAAAUAAUGAAGGACCCACAUCAGACCUUUUUUCAGAUCCGUUCAAGCUGUACCAAGCAGCAGAUGUUAUGCAGAAACUACAUCUGAUUGUGCAAGAACUGCCACCUGGUGAAAAGUUUGAAAAAGCGAAACUGAGAAUCGGGCACAAGUAUGACCAGAUAGAACGAGAUUUGAUAGAAGAUUUUGUGAGAUCUCAGCAGAACGGAGACAAGGCAAGAAUGAAAGAAAUCGCUGGAGUACUCGCAAACUUCAAGGGCUACAACCAAUGCAUAGAUGCGUUCAUAGAACAAUGUCAAUACAAUGCAUUCUUAAAGCCUGAUGUUUUCGCUGAUGCAUUCCCAUUGUGCAUGAAAACUAGUGAGCUGAUUAAUGAAUGCUUCACAAACCCUGAACCAGUUAUGGCCAAGUUUGUGCUCAACAUAUAUGAAGGAAAAAUCAAGGAGCAUAUUACAACAAAACUUAUGGAUACUGAAGAUCAGGAAAAAUACUUGAAAAAUGUGUAUGAACUUUACACUAAGACAGUGAAACUAUCAAAUGACCUUUCUGUUUUACGACUCGGGAGUGAUUCAACUUUCCUCACAAAGAUCACCAAAAAUAUUUUCCAUAGAUAUUUGGAGACAUACAUAGGCCUUGAGAUUAAGUUCCUAAGGGACAGGUGCACUGCAGUACUUCAGAGAUAUUACGAAAACAAAGGUCACCAAAAGAAAAACAUCCAGACAGGAGGCCAAGUAAAACCUGGUCAGAGGAUUCACGACUUUCGGAGAGAAUUCCAAGCUGUGAUUGGUCAGAAGGCAAACAUCAACAUUGGGCCAUCUAUUGAGAAUUACGGUGGAGAGACCUUCUUGUCGCAUGAAACUGUCAUCAAUGUUCUUCAGGAGACUAAGUUUGCUUUCAAGAGAUGCCAAGCGUUGUCAUCUCAGAAUAGUUUAGCUGAAAAUGCCGUACAGAUAUUUGAGGUCCUAGUGCAGUAUAUGUGUAUAGAACAUAUAUUAUACGCCAUAGAUAUUGGAUUACAAGCCAUACCCUUACCAGAUGCCAAACAGCAGCCUGAGAUUUAUUUCUUUGACGUGGUUGGCCAAUCCAACACAAUCUUCCACCUCUUUGAGAAACAGUUCAGUGAUAAUCUAGUGCCACUUGUCAGCCUAACUCAAUACCACAGUGAAUGUGCCAAGAAGAAGAAAGACCUGAUGGAACACAUGGAGAACAAGCUUGACAUAGGAUUAGAUAGGACGUUGAAUGCAAUGACAGGUUGGGUGCGACACAUACUUCAAACUGAACAAAAGAAAACAGAUUUCAACCCAGUGUCGGAUGAUGCCCAAAUGAUGAUGUUCUCUCCUGCAUGUGCUAAAGUGGUUAAGUACAUCACUUCCCAACUGAAGAUCGUCAAGGAUGGUUUAGACGGCAAGAACGUGGAGAACGUUUUACGCGAAUGGGGUGUUAGGAUACAUCGGGCCAUCUAUGAGCACAUGCAGCAGUUUCUAUACAACUCCAUGGGAGGAAUGUUGGCGAUCUGUGACGUGAACGAAUACAGGAAAUGUAUGAAAGCGUUCCAGGUGCCAUUGGUCAACCAGCUGUUCGAUACGCUGCACUCGCUAUGUAAUUUACUGGUUGUUGUUCCUGACAAUUUGAAGCAGGUCUGCACUGGGGAGCAUAUGGCGGGGCUUGAUAAAUCUGCGUUACUCUCCUUCGUCCAGUUGCGGGCAGACUAUAAGACGGCAAAGAUUGCAGUGUUGAUGAGGUGAUACUCUCCUCACAGGGUUCAAACUUUGAAAGGAAUAGAAUGAUAGGACCUUCCACCAGGGGUAAAAUUUGAAUUAUGACCUCCUCUAAGAUUUACAUCUUUGAAUCACAUGACCUCCUCACAGGGGUAGAACUUAGAAUCAUAUGACCUCCUCAC